AUGUCGGGUAACGAUGAUCACGAAGAUGAAGUUAGUUCAUUUAGUUCGGGCAAACAUUCUUCCAUGGUUUGGAGCUAUUUUGAUAAAUUACCAGUUGGACCCGGGGGAAUUCAGAAGGCCAGUUGUACGGGUUGUGGAAAAGUGUUUAGUGCCAAUUCGGGAACAUCUAAUAUGAAACGACAUCUUCCCAAGUGUUUUGAUCUUAAUGAACCCGGUCCACCAAAAAAGUGUGCCCAAUUAGAUCAAGCAAUGUAUAGGGAGAAAUUACCAUACUCUAUCAUCAAGCACAACUACCCUUUCAGCUAUGUUGAACAUGAGGGAACAAGAGAUUUGCACAAGUUUUUACACCGCGAUGUGAAGCCCAUAACAAGAAACACUGCGAAGGCGGAUGUCCUAAAAAUAUAUGAUAGAGAGAAGACAGUUCUUAAAGAAAAAUUAUCCAAACAGGGUGUGGUCAAGGCUGACCAAGCAGUGAAGGCUUGUAGAAUGCAAAUCUAA
This is a messenger RNA of Helianthus annuus (common sunflower), 498 nucleotides long. RefSeq lists its product as uncharacterized. The coding region runs from base 1 to 498 and encodes 165 amino acids. Lineage: Eukaryota; Viridiplantae; Streptophyta; Magnoliopsida; Asterales; Asteraceae. Gene Ontology annotation, molecular function: DNA binding. The transcript has a single exon. The record is from RefSeq and is a predicted model, not a curated record.